This is a messenger RNA of Amphibalanus amphitrite, 3388 nucleotides long. RefSeq names its product tRNA:m(4)X modification enzyme TRM13 homolog. The record is from RefSeq and is a predicted model, not a curated record. Bases 169 to 1911 code for a protein of 580 amino acids. Gene Ontology annotation, biological process: tRNA methylation. Lineage: Eukaryota; Metazoa; Arthropoda; Thecostraca; Balanomorpha; Balanidae. The transcript has 8 exons.
GUAUGCAUGCAUUGGCACUAUAACGAAAAGCCAUUUUGUCUCUGACUAGUCUAAUGUGAAUUGUGUAGGUAUUGCAUUUUAGCUUUCCAUGUCAGUGUAGUGAAUAUUACUAAAGAACAAUUCAUAUUUCCUUUUCAGACUGAUUCUCAUUUGCUUCACAACCUCUAUAUGAUGAUGGUGCAAGAAGAGGAAGUGCCAAAAGACCUGAGCACUAUUAGGAGAAAAUGCAAGUUUGUUGUUCCCAUUAAAAACCGUCCAUGUCGCAUGCUGGCCUUGGAUGGAGAAGUGUUUUGUGGUGAACAUAUAGUGCUUGACACGGAGUAUUUAUCACAGAAAGAAGUUCCAGAGGAUCGUCUCCGCAUCAAGUGUCCCUUGGACCCUCGACACACCUGCUACCUGAAGAAGCUCCAGAAGCAUCUGAAGGUGUGUAACGCCCGCGAGAAGGAGCGGCCGCCGUAUUACGUGCGAGACAUCAACGCCGGUGACAGGUCGGCCGGGCCGGGCGGUCCGACCAUCCACGAGCUCUCCGACCAGGCGCUGCUCGACCUGCUCGACAAGAUCAGCGCCCUCCACAGCGAGCACGUCUCGCCGCCGGAGGUGGCCGAGGAAGCGGCGCACGAGGCGCUCUCGGAGAGCCUGCAGAACCCGGCCUUCGGCGCGGACACGCUCAAACACCUGCGCCAGAACUCGUCGCUGUUGGCCGUUCUGCGGGACGCUGGCCUGCUGCAGCCCCACGACGCCACAUUCGUCGACCUCGGCUCCGGAAAAGCCCAGCUGUCGUUCUGGCUGGCGCGGGCCGUCAGCGGUCGCUCCCAGAUUGUGCUGGUCGACUUCGCCUCCCACCGGCACAAGGCCGAGAACAAGCUGAAGGACGUUCCGGGCGCCCCCGAGGUGCAGCGGCUCAAACUGGAUAUCCGCCACCUGAGCCUGGCCGGCUGCGAGGCGUGCCGCGGCCGGCCCGUGGUCACCAUUGGCAAACACCUCUGCGGCGCCGCCACCGACCUGGGCAUCCGGGCGGCCACCGUGGCUCCCAGUGACGUCCAUCGGACGCCGGCGGGCGUGGGGCAGGACAGAGCAGCGGUCUCUGCCAACACCCAGACCGGGGACCAGAGCGGACCACAGACCGGGGACCAGACCGGACCACAGACCGUGGACCAGAGCGGACCGCCGGCCGCGGACCGGACCGAUGAGUCGGGAGAGCCGACCGCCGCCGACGUGCGCGGUAUCAUGAUCGCCGUGUGCUGCCACCACCGAGUCGACUGGCCCAGUUACGUGGGCAAACAGUUCAUCCAGGAUGUGUGCGGGUUCUCGGCGGCCGAUUUCGCCGCGCUGAAGGGCGUGGCCGCCUGGGCCACGUGCGGCACGCCUGGCUGGGACCCCGAGCGGCCCAGCAACCGCCGAGGACAGCACGAGGCGCCGCGCAAACGGCGCUACAAGCCCGCCGAGCCGGCCGACAAGAGGCCGCGGCUGGAGGGCGCCGCGCCGGGGACUGGGCCGGCCGGCCAGCCGGGACAGGGGUCCAGCGACCAGUCUGAAUCGGCGCCCUUCGACCAGACAGAGUCGGCAGCCGCCGACCAGACAGAGUCGAGUACUACCGACCCGCCGGGGCCGCAGCCGACCGACCAGCCGGGGCCUGAGCCGGCCAACGGACCGGGGCCUGAGGCCGGCGACCAGCCGGGGCUAGAGCCGGCUGACAAACCGGGGCCCGGCUCCCGGGACGCCAGCGCCGGCCGGUACCAGCGGCUCGGCCUCAGUCCGGAGCGGCGCACCGCCGUCGGCUUCCAGUGCAAGCGUCUGCUGGACGAGGGCCGGCGCCGCUACCUGGAGAGCCGCGGCUUCUGUGCGCGCCUGGUGCGCUACGUGCCGCCGGCCGUCUCGCCGGAGAACGUGCUGCUGCUGGCCACGCGGUGACGGAGGGGGACAGCGGACCCCGGAACAGUAACGGCCGACGGCCCCGAGCGGCGGACAGCGGACCCCGGAACAGUGGCGGACGGCAGCGUCACGGAGCGGCCGACGGUGGGUGCCACACACGGGGAGCGGCUGAUUGUUGACCAUUGAGGACCGGUCCUUAAACACCGCCGUGUGUCAUUGUGUGUUUCAAGACAAGUGUUUUGGUUAGGCUGCAAUGCAUCCGGUUCACUGUUCAUUAUUGCAGUCUGAUAACGCUUGUGAUGUGCAAUGGUGGUAUUUGAGGGUGGUGUGCUUCUCCACUGGUUUUAGGAGUCGGAGUGACGGUGGGUUAAAAAGUAAUUGUUGUGAGCAGUGUUUUUUGACUAUGUUAGGAAAGUACAGGGUGAAAAGUACAAAAAAGUGUCACGGUUUUGAACAUCUCCCAUUUCCUAACUACAUGACCUACAUCGUUCAAAUUUUCCUGAAUUAGUGGCAAAUAGUAUGACAUUUUGUGUGGCAGAAUUUCAAGUUCUUAGGCAAAAUGGUUUUUGCACCGGAACAAAAAAUCAAAAAAUCUCAAUUUUGGGUGCUAUAGGAGAUGGUAUACGUCACUGUCUGCCGACGAUUUCGGUAAGACUUCGGCUUUUGCUUGUUGCACCCAGCAACGUGCUCGUCAGUAAUUAUCUACAACUAUAAGAAACAAAAAAAACGCCAUGCAAAACAGACAAUGGAAUCGCAAUCACCCAUUAGUCUCAGGACAGCGCGGGUGCCAUGCCUGACUCUUCCGUCAAAAGCUGCAGUCGCUGACACCGUGCAAAGGACUUGUGACACACUGCACAUUGCGCACACCCAGAAGUUCUGCAUGUUUGAGUAGGAACUUUAAAACUGUUCAUUAGCUAUCCUUUCUUCUCUUUAUGUGUUUCGGAACAAAACCGAGUAGAGGAUUUUGCCAUCAAAGAUGCCGUCGACUGUCGAAGCAUGGAAACUCGCGUCGUCUGAAAAUCAAUCAGUGUUGAUCGUUGCCCAUGUUUGUGGCUGUGCUGUGUUUCAGCUUGCUGCUGUGCUCCAGAUGGCAGUUGUACACGGUGUUCUUACCUAUAAAGGUUUCAAAAAUGUAUUGAUGAGCUUGUUUCUGGAUUCAUCAGGCGAAAGGGGCCCAGACUCUUCAGGAUCGACGGCAGGCCGUGACGUACCACCUCCUACAGCACGAAAAUUGAGCUUUUUUUAUUUUUUGGUCUAGUGUAAAAACCAUUCUGCCUAGGAACUCGUAAUUUUACCACAUAAAAUGUCAAAACAUUGCAACUAAAUCUGGAAAAUUUGAAUGAUGUAGGCCUUAUGGUUACGAAACGGGAGAUGUUCAAAACCGUGACACUUUUUUGAGACACCCUGUAAUGAUACAUGCAAUCGGAGAUGUUUUAAUGAGAAAAAAAAGUUGUAUUUUUAACUUAAAAAUUAUAUUGCUGAAAGACAGACACUAAAAUAUAAAUUUGAUCAUGAA